Messenger RNA from Maylandia zebra (zebra mbuna), 2280 nucleotides. It is a transcript of the gene igf2b, whose product is annotated as insulin-like growth factor 2b. Gene Ontology annotation, biological process: positive regulation of vascular endothelial cell proliferation; positive regulation of MAPK cascade; regulation of muscle cell differentiation. The record is from RefSeq and is a predicted model, not a curated record. NCBI's taxonomy places the organism in Eukaryota, Metazoa, Chordata, Actinopteri, Cichliformes, Cichlidae. Gene Ontology annotation, molecular function: insulin-like growth factor receptor binding; hormone activity; growth factor activity. Gene Ontology annotation, cellular component: extracellular region.
GGGACAGCUUCUCACUCACCAUCUCUAUAGUUUAACCAACUGGGAAACUAACUCACCUGCAAUUUCUCCAACCAAAUAACUCCCAACGUUUUGACUACUGCCAUCUGACAUGGAAACCCAGCAAAGAUACGGACAUCACUCACUUUGCCACACCUGCCGGAGAACGCAGAACAGCCGAAUGAAGGUCAAGAGGAUGUCUUCGACGAGUCGCGCGCUGCUCUUUGCACUGGCCCUGACGCUCUACGUAGUGGAAAUGGCCUCGGCGGAGACGCUGUGUGGGGGAGAACUGGUGGAUGCGCUGCAGUUUGUCUGUGAAGACAGAGGCUUUUAUUUCAGUAGGCCAACCAGCAGGGGUAACAACCGACGCCCCCAGACCCGUGGGAUUGUAGAGGAGUGUUGUUUCCGUAGCUGUGACCUCAACCUACUGGAGCAGUACUGUGCCAAACCUGCCAAGUCCGAAAGGGACGUGUCAGCCACCUCUCUACAGGUCAUACCGGUGAUGCCCGCACUAAAACAGGAAGUCCCGAAGAAGCAACAUGUGACCGUGAAGUAUUCCAAAUACGAGGUGUGGCAGAGGAAGGCGGCCCAGCGGCUCCGGAGGGGUGUCCCCGCCAUUCUGAGGGCCAGAAAGUUUAAGAGGCACGCGGAGAAGAUUAAAGCCAAGGAGCAGGCUAUCUUCCACAGGCCCCUGAUCAGCCUUCCUAGCAAGCUGCCUCCCGUGUUGCUCACCACGGACAACUUUGUCAGCCACAAAUGAGCCCGCUGCCAGCCCUUUGCACAGACAAGAGUUUUGAGGGUGAAAAAAAGACUAGGGGAUUAUAGCUUUGUCUCUGACGUCAUUUCUGUGGCAGUCCUCUUUGACCUCCCCUGCCCUGUCCGAGCUCACCAAUCCCUCCCCCUGCACAUAUCCACUACGUCUUGAACCCCUGGCCCUUUUCUAAUGCCCCCCCUUCCCCCCGAACUCCCCCCUCCCCACCAGCCCACCCUCCUCUGGCACACAGACAUGCCUUCACAUUCUUCCUGUCUGAACUCUUUCUCUCCCACUCUCUUUCAGUCACUGAUACAAAAGGCACAAACACAAAUGUCGAACAAAAAGUUAACAAUUCGGCUGAAUGCGGUUCAGGUGGAUCCUUAAGCAAAAGACAAAAAGAGAAGGGAAAAAGAAGAUGAAAGAGAUCUGUCGUUUGCAAGUGUCAAGAGGACACCUAGCGGAAUGUUUUUUGUCCUUGUGGAAGACAACUGAAAGUGAAGAGCUGCUUGCAUGAAAGAAUCCAUUCCACAUCAUUUUUCCUGAGGCGAAAAGAAAAUCUCUGUUAGUUCUUUAGUUUGCACCUCUACCUAUAAAGGGACUUCCACACUGUAAGGAAUUAUUUUAUAAAAUUAGAUUCCUGUUCCAGCACCUUUUGAUCACAAACAAAAAGCAGAAAAGAGUCUGCAAAAUUGCACAUUGCCACGGAUUACGUCAAAGUAAAGAAAAAAAUGGCACUAUUUUUUUAUGAACAAUGAACGUGUAGCUUAAAAAAAUGUCAUGGUGCUAGCUUUGGGAAUGGACUCAAAGAAGAGGUGGAAAAGCACGUUUUUUUUUCUCUUUGAAUUAAUAAUUAAAGCUUUCCGUUUUAAGGAAAGUGUGACUUUUUUUAAAUAAAAUAAAGGAUAUGGGGGAGCUCCUGGCAGUGGCAAUGUCAAGGGGGAAGAGUCACUGAGGAAAAAUAUGGGCUGUGUUGGCAUCUAGGCUCAUGGUGAGUGCUAGCGGCGGCUAUUUACUAGUUUGCCAGCAUAAGCAGCAAGGGAUGACCCGAGACCAAGUCCCUGUUCCUCCUGUCCCUCUGAGGCUGCUGGACACAUGGAGCACUAUGGGGACACAUACGGGACACCAUGGACCACCUGGAUUGGGACAGUACUAUAGUUUGGGGACAGUACUUCCUGUUUGCCAUGGCUUUGUGGACUGUUCUGGCAGGAAGUAACAUGGCAUGGACUAAGAACAAGUGGGAUAAUGAUGAUUAUAUUUUAUUUUUUGUCUUUUUUCAUAUCAAUGUUUCAAUGAAAAAAAAAAAAGGAAAACCCUGUCAGUUUCUGGUACCGUGACAUUCCUGUUUUUCCAAGUUAGGCUUUUUUUUAUUGUUAUGAUGUUAUUUUACAGUUAUAAAGAAAGGGAAAAAACAGCAAUAAUGUCAACUAACAUUUUAUUUUUAUUGUAUAUCAGUAGUAUUCACAUGCUUUUGCCUGAAAACAAAUACUUGAAACUAUAUUUAUAUAUAUACACGUCUACAUGUAUAUAUA